Messenger RNA from Rhincodon typus (whale shark), 2028 nucleotides. Its product is annotated as immunoglobulin gamma-1 heavy chain-like. Lineage: Eukaryota; Metazoa; Chordata; Chondrichthyes; Orectolobiformes; Rhincodontidae. The record is from RefSeq and is a predicted model, not a curated record.
ACACAUUGUGUCAGGAAUUAUUUACCUCCUGAUUUUCACAAGAACCUUCACCAUGACUGAAUGGGUUCGAGCACUCGCGGCUCUGCUGUUCUGUCUCCACAGUGCAAAUGGGGAUCCUGUUCUGACUCAGCCAGGUUCCAUCUCAACAUCCCCGGGGAAUACUGUGAAGAUUACCUGUACCAUGUCCGGAGGCAGCAUCGGUAGCUACUACACGAGCUGGUACUGGCAGAAACCCAGGAGUGCCCCGGUCUUUGUUUGGCACGAAAGCAUAGGUACAGCUUCGGGAAUUCCAGAUCGAUUUACCGGGUCCGUGGACUCGUCGAGUAACAAGAUGCAUUUAACUAUCACAAACGUGCAAUCGGAGGACGCAGCCGAUUUUUAUUGCGCUGUAGGAGGUAGCGGAAUAUCGACGUUCGGGAAAGGAACCAAGCUGAACCUGGGCAACCCACGAGCGCCUUCACUUUCCCUCCUUCCACCUUCACCGGUUCAAAUCACGGAAAAGAACAAGGCGACCCUGGUGUGUUUGGUGAGCGGUUUUAACCCGGGCGCUGUGGAGAUUCAGUGGACGGUAGACGGAAAUGUCAGAGGGAACGGAGUUGAGACCAGUCGGAUCCAGCAGGAAACGGACAACACGUUCAGUGUGAGCAGUUAUUUGACCCUGUCAGCCUCAGAGUGGAAUUCACACGAGCUUUACUCCUGUGGGGUUAAACACGAGACUCUAACAAACCCACUUCAAAAAAGCAUCACGAAAUCUAGUUGUCCAGGAUCCACCUCAAUAUCCCCGGGGAAAGUUGUGAACAUCAUCUGUAUCAUAUCCGGAGGCAAAAUUGGCAACUACGACGCGAUCUGGUACUGGCAGAAACCCGGCAGUGCCCUGGUCUUUGUGUGGCACGAAAGCACAGAUCCACGGGCCUCUUCGGUUUCACUCCUUCCGCCUUCAGCUGCUCAAAUCGCGGAAAAGAACACGGUGACCCUGGUGUGUUUGGUGAGCGGUUGUAACCCGGGCGCUGUGGAGAUUCAGUGGACGGUAGAUGGCAGUGUGAGGGUGGACGGUGUAGAGACCAAUCGGAUCCAGCAGGAGAAGGACAACACGUUCAGUCCUGUGUUCGACGAUGGUUCCCUGGAGUCUGUAUCAGGCUGUCAGAUUUUCAGAGUCAGACGCCGAAAAACAAAGAUUUCUCGCACCAUCCUGAGCAUGGCAUUCCCUAUGGACAUGUUGCUGGAUCCAACUAAACUGGUGGCGAGUGUAUACGGGGAUCCUGCUCUGACUCAGCCAGGAUCCAUCUCAACAUCCCCGGGGAAAACGGUGAAGGUUACCUGUACCAUGUCCGGAGGCAGCAUCGGCAGCUACUCCGCGAGUUGGUACUGGCAGAAACCCGGCAGUGCCCCGGUGUUGGUUUGGGACGAGUACGACGAAACUGCUUCGGAAAUUCCAGAUCGAUUUACGGGGUCUGUGGACUCAUCGAGUAACAAGAUGCAUUUAACCAUCACCAACGUACAGUCGGAGGAUGCCGCCGAUUACUACUGCGCUGUAGCAAGUAAAUUCGGGAAAGGAACCAAACUGAACCUGGACAAUCCACGGAUUCCCACAGUUUCCCUCCUGCCGCCUUCAUCCGUUCAAAUUACAGAAAAGAACAAGGCGACUCUGGUGUGUUUGGUGAGUGGUUUUAUUCCGGGCGCCGUGGAGAUUGAGUGGACAGUUGACGGCAGUGGCAGGGGGAAUGGUGUUGAGACCAGUCGGAUCCAGCAGGAGAAGGACAACACGUUCAGUGUGAGCAGUUAUCUGACCCUGUCAGCCUCAGAGUGGAACUCACACGAGCUUUACUCCUGUGCGGUUAAACACGAGACUCUAACAAAUCCGCUUCAAAGAACUAUUGCGAGAUCCAAAUGCAUCUGAUAGAAGAUUUUUGUGCAUUUAUUCCUCACCUUAUUAGAGAAGCUUCUUGAAAACUAAGAUGCUGAGUUUGCUAUUACGCGUUCAAUUUUAAAUGGAACAUUUCAAACUGCCACAAUUGUCCUGUUUUCUGU